AUGUCGUUUCGGUACGCUCGUAAGCACGGCUUCAUACUAGCAGAAAAGGAUCACCGAGCUUUUGAACUGGCGAAUGGUAAGGCGGCUCGCGCCUUAGGAAAAGUGGAGGCAAAGUGGAGGUUCUCUGCAGAGCCUGAACGAGGUUACGAUUUGGUUUUUUACGUCUUGCGCAAAUGCUCCCGUCACGUUAUUUUGGGAAACAAGUUCCUCCAAGAGACGAGGACCAUGUCAGUUCAUAAGCAACGCAUUCGCUAUGCUAAACGGAAGAUGUUGACGCAGCGAGUUGUCAAUCUUAUCGGGAACCAUAACAAGACUCAGAGAAUGGCAGGUUAUCUUAACGGGGUGCCUGUUUUAGCAUUGCCGGACUCCGGGGCUCAACCGAAUAUCGUCUCAGCUGCGUUCGCUGAGGCAAAUGGCUGGGAAAUAUCGGAAAAUCACUCUAGCCUGAAGUUCGCGGAUGGAUCUGUCCAAGAGAGCCUCGGCCAGGUGUGCGGGACAUGGCGCUUUGGCGAAAAUGACGGACGAGAGACGCGACAGCUAAUUUUCGAAGUUCUUCGUGACUGUCCCUUCAACGUCGUGCUUGGCCAGGAAAUAGUCUACGGCCUUGGUAUAUAUCAGAACUAUGCAGACUCGAUGAUUACAAUUAUUUGCCUAAGCAAAUAUGGUAAUGGUUUCAAUCUCGUGGUCUACAUACCGCGUUUCCUUAAGAAGCUUAGGGAGAAACUAUCAAAAGGAUGUAGCGCCGAUACUUCUGCUACACAAGAUAACAAAGAGAAAGAGCUUGAGGAUGAGUUGCUUUUGCGGAAAAUAGAAAAUCAAGAGCUUGAGAGACUCUCGGAGCUGCGCAAGAGUAUUCGAGAGAGGGAAAUAGCUACAAGAAGACAACGUUGGGAAGCUGCCCAUCGCGCCCGUGGCGUGUAA
Molecule: messenger RNA, 921 nt
Organism: Lindgomyces ingoldianus
Lineage: Eukaryota; Fungi; Ascomycota; Dothideomycetes; Pleosporales; Lindgomycetaceae
Exons: 2
Coding region: 1-921 (306 amino acids)
Source: RefSeq, a predicted model, not a curated record